This is a messenger RNA of Rosa rugosa (rugosa rose), 1366 nucleotides long. RefSeq names its product agamous-like MADS-box protein AGL104. Gene Ontology annotation, biological process: positive regulation of transcription by RNA polymerase II. Bases 75 to 1088 code for a protein of 337 amino acids. The transcript has 11 exons. The record is from RefSeq and is a predicted model, not a curated record. Gene Ontology annotation, molecular function: RNA polymerase II cis-regulatory region sequence-specific DNA binding; protein dimerization activity; DNA-binding transcription factor activity, RNA polymerase II-specific. NCBI's taxonomy places the organism in Eukaryota, Viridiplantae, Streptophyta, Magnoliopsida, Rosales, Rosaceae.
ACUGAAAUAUAAUCUGAAAGGGUCAGAAGCACACUCAGGAAGAAAAUCUGUAAAGAAGAUAGAAACACAUGUGAAUGAAACCUGAAAGAAAUAAAAUGGGGAGAGUAAAACUUCAGAUGAAGAGAAUUGAGAAUACCGCUAACAGACAGAUCACUUUCUCAAAGAGAAAAAACGGACUUAUUAAAAAAGCUUAUGAACUGUCUGUUCUCUGUGAUGUUGAUGUAGCUCUCAUCAUGUUUUCUCCGUCUGGGAGACUUAGUCUAUUCUCUGGCAAUAAAAGUAUUGAAGACAUUUUAGCACGAUAUAUCAAUUAUUCAAGACAUGAACGAGGACGUCUUCAUAAUGAAGAGAUUCUUCGCAGCAUUCUUAAUAAGCUGAAGAGUGAAGUUAAUCAAACGUUUCAAACAAUUAGCCCAGUUAGUGCAGAUUUUGAUCAUGUGCAGGAGAUUCAACAAGAAAUCCUAUACUGUAAGUCACAAAUGGAAGAAGUGGAAAAUCAACUCAGAAUAUUUGAAGGUGAUCUCUCUAAGAUCACAACACUGCCCGAUAUUGAGUUACGGGAGCAGAUCCUCGAGAAAACUCUUAAUCGUCUAUACAUGCGCAAGCAAGUUCUAGGAGUGUGUAAUUCUUCCUCUGCUAUAGCAGUACAACCACAGAUUCAUCUUCCUCCAAAUGCAGAUGAACUUGUGAUUGCAGCAGGAAAUAGUACUACUCAACCCACUUAUCUGGACCCUCAAGUUGAGAUCCUAAAUUUCUUGAGUGCAAAUGGCUUUCUUCCCCUCAGUAGUGAUUCAGCGCCCCAACCAAUUGCUGUAGUAGCACCAAUGUUACCCCUUGAUAGCCAAAACACGAAUCUUGAUGAUGACAUGAUCAAUCUAGCAAAUGGUUUUGAGGGUGAAAAUAACAAUAGGAGAUCAGUAGUAGCGCAAGUACAACAAGAACAUCUUGAAAUCGAACAAGGCACUGAUGUCAACUUGAUUCCAUGGAAUCAGUUGUAUCCUACAGGAAAUAACGCACCCAUUCCUCCUUCACAGCAAAGACGACAACAAGUACUUCACAUGUCUCAGCUGUUCACACAUCAAAUAUGACAUGCACAUAUGGAUGCCUCUUUCCCUUGGUGCCUGUACAAUGCAUUCCUUCAACCUCUACAUCUUAAGUCACUGUACAAUGCAUCCUUGAGAUACAUGUAAACUGGAACAACGUUGGCCAACAACUUAUAGAUGAGAUGUUGCUUAAAUUAAUUUGGAAGACAACCAUUACUGACAACUUGUAUUUCGACAAAGAUAUUAUGAGAAUAAUGAGAUGUUACUUAUAAUUUUGAAAAACAUGUACCGAUGACAACGAACAGAGUCUGAGAUUUUAUUAA